AUGAGCUGUCGCUGGACAGAUCCCCCUUCAUCGGCUCUCCUUCAUCAGCAAGUUGGCGACGAGCGGUGGAGGAGAAGCAACCGCGGAAAGUUACAAGGCCACCGACAGCGGGACAGCGGGAACUUAGAGAGGAGGAGGAGGAGGAGGAGGAGGAGGAGGAGGAGGAGGAGGAGGAGGAGGAGGAGGAGGAGGAGUAGGAGGAGGAGGAGGAGGAGGAGUAGGAGGAGGAGGGGGAGGUGCGUCCUCGGUGUCAGGCGGUCGUCGUCCUCAGUGUCAAACAACUAA
Messenger RNA from Closterium sp. NIES-65, 285 nucleotides. NCBI's taxonomy places the organism in Eukaryota, Viridiplantae, Streptophyta, Zygnematophyceae, Desmidiales, Closteriaceae. The record is from the annotation of a GenBank genome assembly.